CUUGCAUCAUCUUCCCUCCUUCCCCACGCCAGCAUAAUUUCUCCCUCCGGCCCUUUUUAUAAAUUAAUUAAAAAAACUUCUCUAAUAAUUAUCAUCACAGAUCCAAAUUUAUCAGCAAAUCUCACACACAACACCUUUUACUGCGUGUUUCACAUAUACAUUUACCCAGACUUUAAUAUCUUCUGAAAACACCUUGAUCAAAAUUAUACAGAGAAAUUGUGGUUUCUCCUAAUUCUACAACGCGGUUAAGGAAUGUCGAGCGACAGUGACGAUGAAGAUGAGCUGCUGCAGAUGGCAUUGAAGGAGCAGGCCGAGCGGGAUCUCAAUUACCGGAAGCCAUCUCAGCAACAGCCGUCCAAGCCUGUUCGGAAUUACGUCCAGCCUCCGGCGCCGCGCCGCGGUGGAGGAACUCCGGCGAGGAACUCCAAUUCAAGUGCGGCAGCGGUGCAGCAGAAGAAGAGCGGGAGUAGUAACAGUGAUAGGAGUAGGAUCAAUCACCAGCAGCAGCAGCAAAGAAAGGUAGUGGAGGAUGAUGAUGAUUCGGAGGUGGAAAUGUUGAGUAUUUCGUCUGGGGAUGAGGAAUUUUCGUCCAAGGAUAGGGCCAAGUAUGGGGCUGGGUCAAAGGGAAGGGCGGCGAGUGGUGGAGGGAGGGGAGGUAGGGAUGACGAUAAAGGUUGGGACGGAGGUGAGCCUGAUUGCUGGAAGCAUGUUGACGAAUCUGAGCUUGGACGAAGGGUUCGUGAGAUGAGAGAAUCGCGAGCUGUUCCAUUGGUUCCAAAGAUUGAGGCAGCUGCAUUAGCUAAAAAGGGGCUUAGUAGUUUGCAGUCUCUUCCUCGUGGCAUGGAAUGGAUAGAUCCUCUUGGAUUGGGGAUAAUUGACCACAAAACAUUCAGGUUGAUGAGUGAUUCAGGACCAGUCCCUUCGUUGAUUGAAAAAGAACCUUUAGAUGCCAAUGCUCGUGAAAAGUUAAAUUAUUACUCCGAGAAAUUCGAUGCGAAGCUCUUCCUUUCUCGGGUGCACUAUGAUACUACUGCAGCAAAUUUGGAAGCUGGUGGUCUUGCUUUGAAAACUGAUCUGAAAGGACGGACUCAAGCAAAAAAGCAGUUGGUGAAGGAAAAUUUUGAUUGUUUUGUUUCUUGUAAAACAACUAUUGAUGAUAUCGAAUCAAAGUUAAAACGGAUUGAGGAUGACCCUGAGGGUUCUGGGACGACUCACUUGUUUAAUUGCAUUCAAGGAGUCAAUUCAAUUGCUAAUCGUGCUUUUGAGUCUUUAUUUGAGAGGCAGGCGCAAGCAGAAAAGAUAAGGUCUGUGCAAGGAAUGCUUCAGAGAUUUCGGACCCUCUUCAACUUGCCAAGCACAAUUCGUGGGAACAUCAGUAAGGGUGAAUAUGACCUGGCAGUCAGGGAGUACAGGAAAGCUAAAUCCAUCGUGCUGCCAUCUCAUGUGGGGAUUCUGAAACGUGUCUUGGAGGAGGUUGAGAAAGUAAUGCAAGAGUUCAAAGCCAUGCUGUAUAAGUCUAUGGAAGAUCCACAUAUUGAACUGACAAAUCUUGAAAACAUUGUCAGGCUUUUAGUGGAGUUGGAACCAGAUUCUGAUCCCGUAUGGCAUUACCUUAGCAUGCAGAAUCGUAGAAUUCGAGGUUUGCUUGAGAAGUGUACUGUCGAUCAUGACAUGAGGAUGGAAGCUUUGCGCAAUGAAACACGUGAAAAAGCUCUAUUAGAUGCAAAAUGGAAGAGAAUUCAAGCAGAUCUGAACCAGUCUUUAGAUGUCGAUGACUCUCAUGCUUUUGGGGCACAACUUCCGGAAGAUCUGCAUUCACUAGGCCAGACUGGUGAAGAAGUUGAUGCCUUGAGGGGAAGAUACAUUCGCAGAUUAACUGCUGUACUCAUCCAUCAUGUUCCAGCCUUCUGGAAAGUAGCCCUCUCUGUUUCUACUGGGAAGUUUGCGAAGUCUUCUCAAGUAUCUUCUGAUUCAAGUGCUACUGCACAUGGAAACAAAACUGAGGAAAAAGUUGCCGAUGGAAAAAUUACAAGUCAUUCCCUUGAUGAGGUUGCUGGAAUGAUACAGGAUACUCUAUCAGCUUAUGAAUCAAAGGUUCUUAGCACAUUCCGUGGCCUCGAAGAAUCGAAUGUACUUUGUCCGUCAAUUAUUGGUUCUAUAAAGGAGAUUUCUAAAGCAUGUCAAGCCUUUGAAGUGAAAGAAUCAGCUCCUUCUGUUGCUGUUGUAGCACUUCGGACCCUUCAGUGUGAAAUUACCAAGAUUUACAUACUAAGGCUUUGCUCAUGGAUGCGUUUAUCAUCUGAAGAGAUAUCGAGAGAUGAGUCUUGGGUUCCUGUGUCCAUUUUGGAGAGGAACAAAUCUCCUUACACUAUCUCUUCGUUGCCUCUGGCAUUUCGCGCAAUUAUUGUGUCAGCAAUGGAUCAGAUCGACCAGAUGAUCCAGUCUUUAAGGAAUGAGGCUGCGAAGUCAGAAGACAUUUAUGUUCAUCUUCAACGAAUCCAAGAGUCUGUUAGACUUGCCUUUUUAAACUGCUUGCUUGGUUUUGCUGGUCACCUUGAGCAACUUGGCAGUGAGCUGAAUCAGACUAAAUCAACAAAGGAAAGUCCAAUGUAUCAAAAUGGUUAUUCUCAUGAAUUCCAAGAGAAGCCGUUUGAUCCCCUUCCCGGAAGUGUUACUGACCCACAUCAACAGUUGCUUAUGGUCUUGAGUAAUAUUGGAUAUUGUAAAGAUGAAUUAGCUCGUGAAUUGCACAGAAAGUACCGACAUAUAUGGCUUACAUCAAGGGAGAAAGAUGAGGACACGGACAUGCAAGAUUUGAUAAUGUCAUUCUCGGGGCUUGAAGAAAAAGUGCUUGAACUGUACACUCUUCCAAAGACAAAUCUAAUCAGAACAGCUGCUGUAAGUUAUUUGCUGGAUGCUGGAAUUCAAUGGGGCGCGGCUCCUGCUGUAAAAGGUGUGCGAGAUGCAACUGUGGAAUUGCUGCACACUCUUGUUGCAGUGCAUGCCGAGGUUUUUGCUGGUUGUAAGCCUUUGUUGGAUAAGACACUUGGCAUCCUUGUUGAAGGCCUGAUCGACACUCUACUGAGCCUUUUUCAUGAAAACGAAACAAAAGAACUUAGGGCUUUGGAUGCGAAUGGUUUCUGUCAACUUAUGCUUGAGCUUGAGUAUUUUGAGACGAUAUUGAAUCCAUAUUUCACUUCUGAGGCAAGAGAAUCUUUGAAGUCUUUACAAGGAGACCUAUUGGAGAAGGCAACUGAGAGUGUCUCAGAGACAAUUGAAACCCCAAGUCAUCAACGGCGGCCUACACGUGGAAGCGAUGAUGUCCUAGCUGAUGAGAGGCAAGGAAUGUCUGUCUCCCCUGAUGACUUAUUAGCACUAGCCCAGCAAUACAGUUCUGAGCUUCUUCAAACCGAACUGGAGAGGACUCGCAUCAACACAGCAUGUUUUGUGGAGUCCAUCCCGUUAGACUCUGUUCCAGAAUCAGCAAAAGUUGCUUAUGCAUCUUUCAGAGGAUCGAUGGACUCGCCUUCCUUUCGAGGAAUGGAUUCUCCUAGCAGCAGAAGUUACAAAAGCUCUCAGUCUUUUGGUUCUCCAAGUUUCUCUAGGCACAGGCGUAGAUAAAAUCCAAAUUCUUUGUUUAUUCGUUCUCUUUCACUCUGUAUUUGUUGUAUUCUAGCAGUUACUGUAUUCUUUAUGGAGGAGAGAGGCCUUACAUGUCUCAGAAAUUUGAUUUUCUUUACACGCCUUGUUUGCGGUCAUUGUAUUUGCGAGACGGAGUAUCCAUUAUAGAGAGCUUGUUUGUAAAGCGUAUACGUCUGCAUUUGUUCUUAUUGGUUUUUUCUUUUUUCUGAACUCAUUGAUUGGUAAAUUGUAAGUAAAUUCCUGCGAUCUUGGAUUUCCAAGUCUUACUCAAAUAAAUAUAGUCGAAAUAAAAUGUUAGUAUUCUCAAAGUUUGUAGAUUCCCGAAGGUAGAUAUGUUGUGGAAAAUGACGAGUCACACCACGUUGUAAUCGUUAUCUAUUUCGGGGUUGGAGUAGGAAUAGUUUUAACUUGUAGACACUCAAUAUUAUCUAUACUCAGUUCUGUAUAUGUUAUGGUUAUGACUUAUGAAGC
Messenger RNA from Oldenlandia corymbosa var. corymbosa, 4113 nucleotides. Lineage: Eukaryota; Viridiplantae; Streptophyta; Magnoliopsida; Gentianales; Rubiaceae. The record is from the annotation of a GenBank genome assembly.